This is a messenger RNA of Gloeophyllum trabeum ATCC 11539, 683 nucleotides long. Its product is annotated as Cerato-platanin. Bases 48 to 473 code for a protein of 141 amino acids. The transcript has 2 exons. The record is from RefSeq and is a predicted model, not a curated record. NCBI's taxonomy places the organism in Eukaryota, Fungi, Basidiomycota, Agaricomycetes, Gloeophyllales, Gloeophyllaceae.
ACUACCCCCACCACAGCGAAAGACUCCGCUAAUCAACCACUCACAAUAUGAAGUUCAUCUCCACUUUCGUCGCCCUCGCCGCCGUCUUCCUGCCCCUGACAAAGGCAGUCACCGUCUCCUACGACCAGACCUACGACAACAGCGGGCAGUCGCUCAACACCGUCGCCUGCUCCAACGGGCCCAACGGGCUCCUCUCGAAGUACCCGUGGCUCUCGACCUUCGGCUCCAUCCCCGACUUCCCGUACAUCGGUGGCGCCGCCGCGGUGGCGGGGUGGAACUCAGCGCAGUGCGGGACGUGUUGGCAGCUGACCUAUAACGGGAAGACGAUCACGGUGCUCGCGAUAGACCAUACGGAUAAUGGGUUCAACAUCGCCUUGGAGGCGAUGAAUGAUUUGACGGAUAACCAGGCUGAAUUCCUGGGUCGCGUUGACGCCACCGUGACCCAGGUCGAUGUCUCCCAGUGCGGAUUGUAAUGGAUCUACGAAGGAAGUUGAAUUUGGAUCUACGGACAUGUAUCAAUAACGAUGAUAUGGACUCACGGACCCCGGUCAGGGUUGUAUUGGAUAGUUGUAUUGCUGUGUACUAUUCCGCCCUCACUAGUGUGCCAAUUUGUAUAUGUGCUGUCGUGGAAUGUACAGGAUGGCCCGGGCGACACACCUACGCUUGAAGGACCUGUUAAGACG